AUGUCGGAAGCAUCACGUGCCGGUGACCCUGACCAUUUCCUCACGGUCUCCCUGGCACUCCAACGGCUCCGAGAUGCUGCGCGAGAGGUGGAUUCCGAGAAGGGUUUGGAGGCGAUGAAGACGCUGCUCCCCAUCGGCGGCCCCGACUUGGUCCGUUUCCUGGCGAAGGUGGUGAACACCGGCUAUGCAGAGCUGCCUCAAUCCAGGCUCAGGCUGGGAGGGGGCUCCAAAAGCCCCCGAGGAUCGGGGAGACGAGACUCGCCGGGCUUCCGGGGCCCCAGCAUCGUUUCCAAGCUUCUGCAACAGUUCGAUCUUCUGCUGAACGUCUUCGCAGCUUUGAAGGACCGGGAGAUUUUCACCUUCUCGGCUGUCAGCAAGCUGUGCCAUGUUUCGGCGAAUCAGCCGACUACUUGGCGCUGUCGGAUGCUCGUCCUGAACCUCACGAAGAAUAAGGAAGUGACUGAAACCGCCACUUUGCAGAAAGCGAUCGAGUCCAUCAGCAAGCGCCAGGGAGCCUCUAUCUGGAGAUAUGUCCAGGGAAUCGUUCUCCCAAGCGGCUUGCGGGGUUUCUCGAAGUAUCUUCCUGCAACGAUUCAUGCGCUGCUGCCGAACAUACGCCUGCUUGACCUGGGGACCUUCUCUGCGAACGAGGCUUUGCUGGUGUCCAUCCUGGCAGGGUUGAAGAAUUUGGAGCAACUCCACGGUGCCAGGGACCUUCGGGUACCUCUGUCUCCGACCCCGGUCAUGAGCCCGACGAAGCUGAAAGUCUUGACGGUCCCGAAUGCCUUUGUGUUCCACUGUCAUACAGUUUGGGCUCUCCUAGCUUCGGUGCUGCCCCGCAUAGAAGUGCUUCGUGUGCCGCUGGGCUUCUGGACAACCUUAAACUACGAGAUCCGGACGAGCGAUGCGGACAUGGAGUGCUUGCGGAGCUUGCGCUGUCUUCGAGAAUUAGACAUUUCAGAGGUGCACACCUUGACUGAUCGAGGGCUGCAAGUUGUCGCUUCCCUGCGUUUGGAGCAGCUGGCCAUCCGACGAAUGGGUGCCCAGGUGUCCGGUGCCACCCUGCGGGCACUCGCGCAAUGCGGGACCCUGGCUUCCUUGGACCUGAGUGGCAACUUACCUCCCGAGCGCGCCGCCCGCCCCAACCGCUCUGAGGGCAGAGGCUCCAUGUCUCAGCGCGACGUCGAAGGAUUCCUCAUCAAACGCCCAGAAGUCAAGAUCCGCUUUGAUGCACAUCCGCUACCAUGA
Symbiodinium sp. CCMP2592 is the source of this 1248-nucleotide messenger RNA. The record is from the annotation of a GenBank genome assembly. Lineage: Eukaryota; Dinophyceae; Suessiales; Symbiodiniaceae.